Lotus japonicus is the source of this 966-nucleotide messenger RNA. RefSeq names its product metalloendoproteinase 1-like. The transcript has 2 exons. Gene Ontology annotation, molecular function: metalloendopeptidase activity; zinc ion binding. Gene Ontology annotation, biological process: collagen catabolic process; proteolysis; extracellular matrix organization. The coding region runs from base 1 to 966 and encodes 321 amino acids. NCBI's taxonomy places the organism in Eukaryota, Viridiplantae, Streptophyta, Magnoliopsida, Fabales, Fabaceae. Gene Ontology annotation, cellular component: extracellular matrix. The record is from RefSeq and is a predicted model, not a curated record.
AUGAGUCUACACCACCACCAUGGUCUUUUCUUUGCUGCUCUUGCUAUUUUCACCAUCUCAGUCCAAGCAAUUUCAACUCAAUCAUUUUCCAUUCCUAGCAUUUCCCACAUGCACAAGCACAAGCAAUGGGAAACUUUCCACAACUUCACUAGUUGUCGCCUUGGCCAAACUCAAAAAGGCUUGUCAACUGUCAAAAACUACUUGCACCGGUUCGGCUACAUUCCACACGCGCCACCCACCAACUUCAGCGAUGUUUUUGAUGAAACCCUCGUGUUUGCCAUUCGGAGCUACCAAAAGAACUACCACCUCAACAUCACUGGUAAGCUUGACGACAACACUGUCAAGCACAUGAUGCAACCACGUUGCGGCGUUCCUGAUAUCAUCCACACUGAAAAGAAAGACACCACCACAGGGAAACAAAUUAGGUCGCACUUCCACAUGGGUUCCUACUACGCAUUUUUUGAUGGAAACCUGCGAUGGCCUGCGGGAACAAAACAGCUAACCUAUUCAUUCUUGCCACAAAACAAUGUGAACAAUGAUUAUAAAAGAGCGUUUGCUAGGGCGUUUAGUCGAUGGGCUCCCUGGAUGCCUUUUUCAUUUAAGGAGAUAACAUCAAAUGAGACAGCAGACAUUAAGAUCGGGUUCUACAAAGGGGACCAUGGUGAUGGGUUUCCUUUUGAUGGUCCAUAUAAUGUACUGGCACAUGCAAGACCUCCCAUUGACGGCAGUUUCCACUUGGAUGCUGAAGAGUAUUGGGUUGCGUCUGGUGAUGUUACAAAGUCACCAGUAUCCCGUGCAAUAGACUUGGAAAGCGUGGCGGUGCAUGAAAUUGGGCACUUGCUAGGGUUAGACCAUUCUAACGACAAGAAAUCUGUCAUGUGGCCGGUUUUACAAACUCGAACAAGGCGUGUGAAUCUAGGAUAUGAUGAUAUAAAAGGGAUAAAGGUGCUUUAUGCCAUCAAAUAA